AUGGAGCUGGAGAGGGGUGUCUGUGCAGCCCUCCUUACCUUUGUUCAGACGCACCUCCCAGAGGCUGACCUCAGCAGCUGGGAUGAGGUCAUCUUCUGUGUGCUCGGGGUCCUUGAGGACCUGGGCCCCUCAGGCCCAUCGGAGGAGAAUUUCGAUAUGGAGGCCUUCACUGAGAUGAUGGAGGCCUAUGUGCCUAGCUUUUCCCACAUCCCAAGGGGUACAAGAGGGGAAAUGAUGCAGAGGCUCUCAGGGCAGUUGAGUGGUGCCAGGAACAAAGAGAACCUGCAACCACAGAACUCUGAGGUCCAAGGUCAGGUAUCUAUCGCCCCAGAGCCUCUGCAGCGGUUCAAAGAAGAGACGAUGUCUUCUCCGACUGCUGCUCGGGACACCCAAGAAGAGGCAUCCGGCGCUGAGGAGGAGCUGCUGCCGGGGGUGGACGUACUUCUGGAGGUGUUCCUUCCCUGUUCGGUGGAGCAGGCUCAAUGGGUGUUGGCCAGAGCUCGAGGGGACUUGGAAGAAGCUGUGCAGAUGCUGGUAGAGGGGAAGGAGGAAAGGCCUCCAGCCUGGGAUGGCCCCAACCAGGACCUGCCCAGGCGCCUCAGAGGCCCCCAAAAGGAUGAGCUGAAGUCCUUCAUCCUGCAGAAGAAGUACAUGAUGGUGGAUAGCGCAGAGGAUCAGAAGAUUCGCCGGCCUAUGGCUCCUAAGGAGGCUCCCAAGAAGCUGAUCCAGUGCAUCGACAACCAGGUAGCGAGCACCGAAGGGGAGCGAUUCAAAGAUGUGCGGGACCCUGAGGCUGAGGAAAUGAAGGCCACAUACGUCAGCCUCAAGCCAGCCAGAAAGUACCGCUUCCACGGAGGCACUCGCCAGCCUCUGCCCGAGCCAUCUGAGGAGCAGAAGUUUUUAAGCAGUGGGAAUGCUCCCAGGUGCUGUAGCCGCCAGUGUGAUGCUGACCACCACAAGAGCCAGGCCAGGCAGCAGGAUCCUGAGAAGCAAACCCAGGCAUCCUGCCACGGGGGGGUCCCCAGGGGCCGUGCUGCACUGGCCGUGCAGGUUCCCAGCCCUCGCCCCUGCGAACCUGACCUCAGGCUUAGGAGAGCAGGUCUAACUCCAGCCCCUGCUGGUGCCUGUUGGCUGCCUCACCAGAGGUGGUGCAGGUCCUCAGUGCCUGGUGCUGUGAGGCCCUGGGAAAGGGUACCUCUUACUUAA
Molecule: messenger RNA, 1206 nt
Organism: Balaenoptera ricei (Rice's whale)
Lineage: Eukaryota; Metazoa; Chordata; Mammalia; Artiodactyla; Balaenopteridae
Product: CUE domain-containing protein 2-like
Molecular function (GO): ubiquitin binding
Source: RefSeq, a predicted model, not a curated record